GAUUGGCAUAGAAUAAGCAGAGCGAAGGGGGGAAAAAAGAGAAUCCCUUACCCGGAGUCUCGCCUCCUCCGCGUCUUUUCCGUCUCGGCCCAACCCCUGUGUUCGCGUGUCUUUUUUCCCGGCUGAGAGUGUGCGAACAGAGCGUCUGUUCAACGAUUCCGAGACUCAAAUGCCCGGUCCCACCCAAGCCCUUUCCCCGAAUGGAGAAAAUAACAACGACAUCGGCCCGGAUGGCUCCAACAUUAUUCCGUAUAGGAAGAAUACAGUGCGAGGGGAGCGCGCCUACAGCUGGGGGAUGGCGGUCAAUGUGUAUUCUACCUCAAUUACCCAGGAGACUAUGAGCAGGCAUGACAUCACGGCCUGGGUUAAUGACAUCCUCUCCCUGAAUUACACCAAAGUGGAGCAGCUCUCCUCAGGAGCAGCCUAUUGCCAGUUCAUGGAUCUUCUUUUUCCGGGCUGCAUCAGUCUGAAGAAGGUUAAAUUUCAAGCCAAGCUGGAACACGAGUACAUUCACAACUUCAAGUUGUUACAAGCAUCUUUCAAAAGAAUGAAAGUGGACAAGAUUAUUCCAGUGGAGAAACUGGUCAAAGGCCGAUUUCAGGACAAUCUUGACUUUAUCCAGUGGUUCAAAAAGUUCUAUGACGCCAACUACGAUGGCAAAGAGUACGACCCUGUGGAUGCUAGACAGGGUCAGGAUGCCAUCCCCCCACCAGACCCUGGAGAGCAGAUCUUCAACCUGCCUAAAAAGUCCCACCAUGCCGCCAGCUCUCCAACUGCAGGAGCAUCGAGGUCGAGCGCCACAACCCCAAAGUCGGCAACUCCAACAUCAAGACCCUCCUCAGCCAAAAAAAUCCCCAUGGCAUCAACUCCUGCUAAAGGAGAGAAGGAGCUGGAGGUGCAGGUCACACAACUUACUGACCAGGUGAACAUGUUAAAGGUGGCCCUGGAAGGUGUGGAGAAGGAACGGGACUUUUACUUCAGUAAACUGCGGGAGGUGGAGCUCCUAUGUCAAGAGCAGGGUCAAAGUGAUCCUCGCUUCGUUGAGCAGCUUAUGCAAGUUCUUUACGCUAUAGAUGAUCAGGAGAGAGGUGACGAACUGGCGGAAGGAGACGGGCCUGAUGUUGAUCAGGAAUCCCAUGAGGCGGUGCCUGAUGAGCAGCAAGAGGAGGAACAGGAUGAAUACUGACUGAAACACUCAUUCUUCUAUUUAAUAUGUGAGAAGGCUUCCUCUCAUGGUUUUUUUCUCUCUCAAAGACUGAGCAAUUUGAAGCCACCUCCUGAGUUGAGGCACCGUCACCAUUUUUCUUUUACACACUUAUUUUUUAAUCUGUCCCUCCCUUCACUGUACAAUGUUUUCUGACUUUUUGCUGUGGUCACAAAGUGGAAAUCAGAUCAUCACAAGGACUAUCAAAUGUUUUAUUCGAUGAAAGGCUGAAAUUGUUGCUGUUAGCGUUCCAAUUUUUUAUUUUUUAAAGAUUGUUUUGAUGUCUAUAUUAAUGAUCCACAAGAUUGCAAUAAGCAAAAAGCCCAGAAAGGGCUCGUAGUAGCUCUUAUUUAACCUUCCUUCCAGCACAUGUUGUUGCACUGACAUUUUGAGUGUAUUGGACAAUCUGUCCAGAGACCCUCGCCAUAUUUAUUCUUUUUCUGGAGCCUUAGACGUAGAUUCUGAAUUCUGUGUCCGUGUGAAGGCGGACACCAAUAGACACAUGAAUUGUAAAUACAACACCACUGUAUGACUAAACUAGUAUGUGUUUGCAGCAACGACAUGCCACACCACAACAACGGUUAUAUUGAUAAAAUGCCAUAAACGUCAGGAAGGAAGAGACAUUCUUUUUUGGCAUAGUCUUACAAUGCAACAUUUUAAGUUUUCAAACCUCAUUUUGUGAUAAUUCUUAGCGGUUAGUUUCUGGUGUUAACGGUCAGUCCACUGAGUGUUUUGUCACGCUAUAUAUUCCAGUAAGUACAUUGUAUACUCUCCUUAGUAUUGCAUUAUUACUAAUAGACAGUAAAGCAGUCCACUAUAACGCUUUAGUCAUAUAUUAUUGUGUAAAUGAAAAGGAAUGUAAAACAUUUUUUGCUGUCUAUAAAUAAUGAAUGGUAAAUGUAUUUUUUUUCUUCCAUGUCCUACUUUUGAUGCAUUCCCUGGAGAGAAAAAAAAUCUUUUUUGCAUGUUUGCAUUUCAUUUGUGAAUAACUUGACCUUUUUAUGUAUUUAAUAAGAAAAGCAAGUAUGUUAAGUGAGCUUUUGUAUGUUUAACCUGCUAUUUGAAACUUGUUGAGAUUCGGAUGGAUUUGCUGUAAUAAAAUGUUUGAGUCCA
Messenger RNA from Corythoichthys intestinalis (scribbled pipefish), 2317 nucleotides. RefSeq names its product microtubule-associated protein, RP/EB family, member 2 (gene mapre2). Bases 170 to 1186 code for a protein of 338 amino acids. Gene Ontology annotation, molecular function: microtubule plus-end binding. The record is from RefSeq and is a predicted model, not a curated record. Gene Ontology annotation, biological process: regulation of microtubule polymerization or depolymerization; protein localization to microtubule; spindle assembly. Gene Ontology annotation, cellular component: cytoplasmic microtubule; microtubule organizing center; microtubule plus-end. The transcript has 7 exons. Lineage: Eukaryota; Metazoa; Chordata; Actinopteri; Syngnathiformes; Syngnathidae.